UCCUAAAUUCAUCAAACACCCUCACUUAAUUCCCCUUUCAUUCUUGUGUGUCAAAGACGAAAUUCCUCGUCCAUAUUUGAGAGAGAUGGAAGGUUCAUAUCUUUUCAAAGCAGUGGCAGCUUUGUCCAUUCUCCUCCGACUCACAACCUAUAUGAACUCAUGCUCAGCUGCUGGAGCCACUCCCGGUGAAACAAACACCGAGUUUAUACAAAAAUCUUGCCAUGUCACACCCUAUCCUCGAUUAUGCAUCUCCUCCCUCUCCAGCUAUGCCAGCAAAAUUGAAAGCAGCCCCAAAUUAUUAGCUGACACUGCCCUCUCCAUGUCACUUGAGACAGCCCUUUCUACCUCCACGGCAAUAACAAAACUGUCCAAAAUCCACGGCCUACAGCCUGCGGAGGCUGCAGCCAUAAGCGACUGUGUAGAGCAAAUUCGUGACUCCGUGGACGAGCUCCAAAGAUCUCUGCAGGAAAUGGAACACCCAGGAGGCUCAAACUUUGUGCUUCCAAUGAAUGAUGUUCAAACAUGGGUGAGUGCUGCUUUGACAGAUGAUGAUACAUGCAUGGAUGGCUUUGCCGAGAUUUCCUCCAAAGGGAAGGUACAUGCCAUGGUCAGGAGCCGCAUUCUUCAUGUUGCUCAAAUGACUAGCAACGCCCUGUCUCUCAUCAACAAUUAUGCUUCAACCAAAACCACCUUGUCUUAGGUGAGAUCCUAGCACUAGCGUUCUGGUAAGCCUUUCCCAUAUACCAACAGAGGCUAACUGCUUGCUAGUUUCAGUAUUUGUUUAAGUAUUGUCAUAGUGUGUAAAAUUCAAUCAAGCACCUCCUACCAUUUUAGAUUUGGAAUCAA
Vitis vinifera (wine grape) is the source of this 846-nucleotide messenger RNA. Its product is annotated as 21 kDa protein. Gene Ontology annotation, molecular function: enzyme inhibitor activity. The record is from RefSeq and is a predicted model, not a curated record. NCBI's taxonomy places the organism in Eukaryota, Viridiplantae, Streptophyta, Magnoliopsida, Vitales, Vitaceae. Bases 86 to 700 code for a protein of 204 amino acids. The transcript has a single exon. Gene Ontology annotation, biological process: negative regulation of catalytic activity.